UCGAGCAGAACGAGCUCUUCUUCCUAUCUUAGCGCGUCUCCGGUUAUUUGGUUUUAUUAGUAAAUAAACCGAAGUUCUUUUUGUUUCACUCGCCAGUUUUUAUUUACAUUUCCCCUUUCUGAAAACUGUUAUUUAUAUUACAGAUGAACUUUUCAUUUUUGAGUUAGAUUCCGUCUUAUAUAAUUAGCUGUUUCAUUCAUUCCUCAUUUGGUCAUAUCUAAAUUAAAUAUUCUUAAGGAUCUGUUCCUUUUCGUGGAUAAAUCAUCCGGAAAGUUUUGUAUUUUUUUCCACCUAAAAGGAUUUUAAGGACUUCCUGCUACAUCUUCUAAAGCUCCAAAAUGCCCUCUGAGAAACAGCCUGCUGCUAAAAUUGAGAUGAAGAAUUUAAACACCUGUGGAGAUGAUGACAACAGCAGCACCAACAGCACUGACUUCCCUUACCCAAGUGUGAAGAAGGUCCCACUGGAUGGCCAAUAUCCUGACUUUGAUGCAGAGAGUCAAAACUUCCUCCCUGAACAUAAUCCGGGCAAGAAGAAGUAUGAGACUGAAUAUCACCAGGGAAGUGCUUCCUUUGGUAUGUCCGUCUUCAACCUGGGCAACGCCAUCAUGGGCAGUGGCAUCCUGGGUUUGUCCUACGCCAUGGCCAACACUGGCAUCGCCCUGUUUGUGAUUCUUCUCGUGGCUGUCGCCAUCUUCUCUUUGUAUUCUGUCCAUUUGCUGCUGAAAACAGCUAAUGAAGGAGGUGCACUAGUUUACGAACAGCUGGGUUACAAAGCCUUUGGGAUACCAGGCAAACUCGCAGCCUCCUGCUCCAUCACCAUGCAGAACAUCGGAGCCAUGUCAAGCUACCUCUACAUCGUCAAAUACGAGCUUCCUAUUGUCAUUCAAGCUUUCACAGGAACCAGCAAUGGAGAAUGGUACACUAAUGGAGACUACCUGGUGCUGCUGGUGUCGGUUAUCAUCAUCUUGCCCCUUUCACUUCUCAGGAACUUGGGUUAUCUUGGAUACACCAGUGGUCUGUCUCUUCUCUGCAUGGUUUUUUUCCUGAUUGUGGUGAUAAUCAAGAAGUUUCAGAUCCCAUGUCAUCAGCUAGAUGAUGAUGUUGUGACUGAAACUAUGACAAUGCUGAACGGCACCACAUUGAGCAUCAAUAUCACUGCCAAGGACCAUAAUGAGGACACCUGCAAGCCCAAAUACUUUGUGUACAACACACAGACUGUCUAUGCUGUACCCAUCUUGACCUUCGCCUUUGUGUGCCACCCUGCCAUCCUGCCCAUGUAUGAUGAGCUCAAAGACCGUUCGCGCAGGAAGAUGCAGGGAGUUGCCAAUGUGUCCUUUCUGGGAAUGUUCAUUAUGUAUCUGCUGGCUGCCCUCUUUGGAUACCUCACCUUCAACAUCCAUGUGGAGCCUGAACUGCUGCACACUUACUCCAAGUAUUACAAGUAUGAUGUGCUGCUGCUGAUCGUUCGUCUGGCCGUGCUGACUGCCGUCACCCUCACCGUCCCUGUGGUUCUCUUCCCUAUUCGUACCUCGAUCAACCAGCUACUGUGCCCCUCUAAGGACUUCAGCUGGGUUCGUCAUACCAUUAUCACUUUUGUUUUGCUGGCUGGCACCAACACCCUGGUCAUCUUCGUACCCACCAUCAGAGAUAUCUUUGGCUUUAUUGGUGCCUCUGCAGCUUGUAUGCUCAUCUUUAUCCUGCCCUCAGCUUUCUACAUCAAACUAGUUAAGAAGGAGCCCAUGAAAUCUUUGCAAAAGAUCGGGGCCUUUGCCUUCCUGAUAUGUGGAAUAUUGGUCAUGGUGUUUAGCAUGAGUCUUAUCAUCGUGGACUGGAUCCACAAUGCUGGAAAAGAUAAUGGACACUAAAAUUCCAACUUUCCUGCUAGAGGAGAAGAGGCUCUUGGAGCUGGACCAUGACAACGGCGCAACCAAGAUCAAAAUCCGUUAAUGAAGAAAAAUAUAAAAAAAACUCACUUGAUGCUCAGUUUUGACCACCUGAGCAACAGAACAUGCCAUUCCAAGAGAAUGUAUCUGAACUUUGUACAGUUAUGCUGUUAUAGACCACAAAGAUGGUGUUUUACUUGUUUUUUUUCUCUCUAUUUUUAUUAUAACUUUUUUUUAUUGCUGUUUGUGCUUUUUACUUGUUUUUUUGUUUUGUUUUUUUUCUCAAUAAUUAUGGUACAGCCGAAAACAAACCCCUGAACGUGCCUCCUACCAGAGAUGACAGAGUCAAAUAAUUCAAAAUCCAACCAUCACUCAGGUACGGGGUUGCGGGGAGCGUAGCGGUGAUUUCUGAGCUUAGCUACAACAGGUCCUGCUGAUGUGAAUUUCCCAAAAAACUGACAAAAGGCUUUAUGACUUGAAAGUUUUGUCCUUUUCUAGGGUAAUUAAUUGAUUUCUGCAAUCAUUUUUUAGUUUACUUUUCUUUUUUGUUUUUUAUUGCUUAGCCAAAAACGUAUUUGUAAAGCAUCUUUGUACAUUGAAAAGCACUUAAAGUUUAGCACACUUGUCAGUCUUAACAUGUGAAGCCUAAAAUGCAGCCUGUUCAGUAUUUUUAAUAUGGCUCUGUGACCUUGCUUAUAAAAUCAGCUUAUUUAUAAGUCAUCAGAACCUGCCUUUUCAGAACCAGACACUGGGAACUGUAGAGUAUCUUACACCAGGACUCUAUUUACUCAUAUUGCUUGCUGAAGAUCUUGACAGUGCUUGCAGCAACACUACUGCUUCGAGGAGGCUGCAAAGACUGAUUUUUUUUCUUUAUGGGAGAAUACUUGGAAUUUGACCACAUGCAGUGGUUGUAAUUUAUCUGUUACAAUUG
This is a messenger RNA of Melanotaenia boesemani (Boeseman's rainbowfish), 2814 nucleotides long. It is a transcript of the gene slc38a2, whose product is annotated as solute carrier family 38 member 2. The record is from RefSeq and is a predicted model, not a curated record. The coding region runs from base 339 to 1865 and encodes 508 amino acids. The transcript is spliced from 16 exons. NCBI's taxonomy places the organism in Eukaryota, Metazoa, Chordata, Actinopteri, Atheriniformes, Melanotaeniidae. Gene Ontology annotation, molecular function: L-glutamine transmembrane transporter activity. Gene Ontology annotation, biological process: L-glutamine transport; amino acid transmembrane transport.